Molecule: messenger RNA, 1737 nt
Organism: Chondrus crispus (carragheen)
Lineage: Eukaryota; Rhodophyta; Florideophyceae; Gigartinales; Gigartinaceae
Exons: 4
Coding region: 1-1641 (546 amino acids)
Biological process (GO): calcium ion transmembrane transport; intracellular calcium ion homeostasis
Cellular component (GO): membrane
Molecular function (GO): calcium:proton antiporter activity
Source: RefSeq, a predicted model, not a curated record
AUGCGCACCAUCUCUCCAUCGCGUACAAGUGAUGCUCACGUCGUUCAUACACGUAAUUCUUUUCGCCUCCUACCCACUCACAGCAUUGUUGUUGCUUUUCGUGUAAUCUUUACUACGAGUGUUGCUACAGUACUAUCUCCCCCAUCGAAGCGAACACACGAAUCCACCCUUUGUCUCCCGCAAUCAAUUCCCGUCCCUCAAAACCUCUAUGCCGCGUCAGCAACAACUCGGCCCCCGCUCUCUCGCCCUUUCCAUAUCCUCCUUUCUGCCGCACCUGUAGCAUCGCUUUCCCCUCGCAACCAAUCCUUCACCAUGGAUACCGCCCUACUUCAGCCAAAGCCGCACGCCUCAACCACCACAACCACCACAUACGGCUCACUCCCCACCCGCCGCCGCACAGAAUUCCCCCAAUCCUCGCCGCAGGAGCGCCCGCCCCUCACCGCCCGCCACUCCUCUGGCCCGACUCCUGUGCCCCGUCGCGUCUCAGGCUUCUCCGAUCUCGGCAUUUCCGUGUGCGGCGGCCAGCUCACCCAGCUGCAGAACGGCCUUUCUCUAGGCCUGGGCGGCUAUUCCUCGUGGGUCAACCUCUUUCUCAUCUUCGUCCCCUUCGGCCUGGUGGCUGGCUUUCUCAACGCACCCCCGAUAUGGACCUUUUCGCUCAACUUCGUCGGCAUGGUCCCGCUUGCCAUGCUCCUGGGAAAGGCCACGGAGGAUAUCGCCGAGCACACCAAUCAGACCUUUGGCGCCUUGGUCAACGUCACCUUUGGAAAUGCUGUCGAGUUGAUACUGUGCAUAUCGGCCCUGCGCGCUGGGAAGAUGGAGCUUAUCCAGAACACCAUUGCGGGCUCUGUGCUGAGUAAUUUGCUGCUUGUGCUGGGAAGCGCCUUUUUCUUUGGCGGCCUGCGCUAUCGCGAACAAGUAGUCUUACCGGCCGUGUCGGAGGCGAACGCUGACUUGCUCAGUUUCGCCGUCUUUGGCUUCUCCAUCCCGGCGCUGUUUGCAAUGGCCCUGCCGGAGAGCGCGACGAAAGCAGACGCCGAGGAGCGUAUGUCUCUCGUCACCAGCAUAUGCCUGCUCCUGAUUUACUGCAUGUAUUUAUACUUUCAGCUAUAUACGCAUGCCGAGCUGUAUGAGAGCGGCGGCUCGGCGGCGGAUAUUACCAAUGACGUGGUGGAUGUGGCGAGCUUGCCGGUCGCUCUGGGGAUUCUGAUCGGGAUGGUUGUGCUGGUGGCGUUCUCUUCGGAGAUGAUUGUGGAUUCGAUUGAUGGGUUCUCCGUGCGCGUCGGACUGGGGCAGAAGUUCAUCGCGGUCGUGCUAUUGCCGGUGGUGGGUAACGCGGUGGAGCACAUGAGUGCGAUCUUUGUGGCGCGACACAACAAGAUUGACUUGUCCAUAGGGAUUGCGUGCGGAAGCUCUGUACAGAUUGCGUUGUUUGUCGCACCGCUUCUCGUGGUGGUCAGCUGGAUGUUUGGGAAUGAGCAUUUGACGCUGAAUUUUCAGCUGUUCGAGACUAUCUGUCUUGGGUUCAGCGUGUUUGUAGUGAACGCGACGUUGAGAGACUCACGGUCAAACUGGCUAGAGGGGGCUGUGUUGGUGAUGUGCUACUUCAUCUUGACGUCGGCGUUUUACUUGAUGGGGUGAGCAACCUCUUGCUGCGUGGUUGCUCUCAGUGGUAUGGGAGGCCAUGAUGGGCCGACUUGUUUAUACUUUAUAUUUUACUGUAAACAAUUCUACUGU